This is a messenger RNA of Osmia lignaria (orchard mason bee), 1936 nucleotides long. The record is from RefSeq and is a predicted model, not a curated record. NCBI's taxonomy places the organism in Eukaryota, Metazoa, Arthropoda, Insecta, Hymenoptera, Megachilidae.
GGACAUUUUUUACAUGCAUUUAUUUCAUUAUGUAAUUUCUGAUAUAUUAUUUAAUUUGAAAAGUGAUAAAUUUAAAUGAAUUUAGCAUGAUAAGUGUUAUAAAAACGGCAGACUACAGAGUGUAAGAAAGCAAAUCUAGUAAUAUUCUUUAAGCUCGGAAGUUUUUUCCAAGAGGCAAGUUUCAUCAGAUUUUGAAACCUGUUCUCUAAUCAUUGUAAUGAUUGAACAGUUGAAAAUAUCGAAUGAUGGAAUGCAUUCGACGACUUUCAGUUACAAUUACUGAAGAUCUUCUUAUUUACUUUUAUCAGUACUGUGGCACUGAUUUUCAUUACUUGGCAUAUUUACGGCCCUCGAAUUUCGGAGCGGUUUAUGGAACCAAAAUCUGUAUCAGAGGAUUUUGAUUCUUCAUCUGGAGAAUAAAAUAAUUAUUUUAAAGAAAUAGAGAAAUAAUUAACAAAUAUGACAGAAAAAAUCAAAUCAUUCUUUCAAAAGAAAAAGGCAGAUGUAAAAUUUAUGAAUGCUGGAAAAGGAUACAAGUUAACAGAAUCAACUAAUAUUGGUACAUCCACUCCAAUAGUAGCGCCGAGAAAAAGAGUCGAACCAUCAAGUGAAGCUAAAACAGCUGGUCAAGCUACUUUGGCAAGACUACAAGCAAAAGAAACUAAUACAGCUAAAUUUAACACAUCAUAUGCAGCUAUUAAGGCACAGGUGAAGAAGGAAUUAGAAAAAGAAAAGGAAGCACAGCAAAAAAUGCAAAAGAGUAAAGCACAACCAAAAGAAGAAACUGAGGAUACGGUCAAGGACAGUUCACAGUUAGCUGUUUCUAAUGUGUAUUUCCAAUGCCCUUAUUUAUCCAAUGAAGUAUUAUCACAGGAAGAUUGGAAGAAAAAGAUAAGAGAAUUUUUGUACGAACAAUUACAAGAGGAAGAAGCAGGUUUAACAGCUUGCUUAAUUAUUCAAAAUUGCAAUACCGGCAGGGAAAAGAUCGAGAGUUGCGUCGAAACUCUUGGAAAAUAUUUAGAUAACAUCAUAAAGAAUCCAGAGGAAGAGAAAUAUAGAAAGAUUAGAAUACAUAAUCGAAUAUUUCAGGAUAAAGUGCUCCCAAUCGAAGGAGCUGUAGAAUUUUUAAACGCUGUUGGUUUUUGGCCGAAAAAAUUACUGCAUAAUGAUGUAGAGGAAGAUUUCUUAGUCUGGAAUCCAGAAAACUGUAACCUUGAAAAUGUUGAAAAAUUAGCUGAUGCGUUAAAAACUGCAGAAAUUAUACCACUUGAAUUAGAUAGAAAUCUUCAAGUCUUAUUACCUACGCAAGCAAGUAAGAGAACCGAAUUGCCUCCAAAUUUCUACAGUCUAACUCCCGAGGAAAUAAAAAGAGAACAGCAACUUCGAACUGAAGCUGUUGAAAAGAAUCAAAUGUUGAGGACAAAAGCUAUGAGGGAAAGGGAUGAAAAGCAGAGACUUAGAAAGUAUAAGUAUUCCCUGAUUCGUAUUAAAUUUCCAGACGAUCUUAUCCUACAAGGAACGUUCUUGGUUCACGAAAAAUUUCAAAAUGUUGUUAAUUUUGUUAGCGAGAACUUAAUCAAAGCAGAAAGACCUUUCUCUUUAAAGAAAUUAGCUGGGCCAACGUUUAAUCAAGAUUCCUUUGAUAAAACGUUAUUAGAGUUGGAAUUAUUUCCCGCUGCUCUUCUGGUAUUUUUCUGGCAGCAUACAGCAGAUACCGAAUCUGCGGGAUAUUUGAAAGAAGAAUUACUUGGUCUUAUUCAGUCUGUUUGAAACUGCAGCUUUAAUCUAUUAUAAAUACUGAAAAGGUGGAAAAAAGAAAUUUUCUAGUGGGACCUAUUUAUGUUGAAGUACUGUUAUAACAGUAACAUUCAUUUCAGUCAUUAAAAUCAAUCAUGUAAAAAUAUCAGAAAGGAAUAUACAAGAUUUCAGAAUUUAU